AUGUUCAAGACAAGGUAUCUGCGAGAGGUGCGCAAAAAGCGCUCUGAUGUCUUCGAGGAUCCUAGCAACAAGGAUCAAGAGACGUCUUCCGCCGGAUCUAAGACCGACUGUGUAAACCUACAGUAACUGAAUAGUCGCGUUGCAUGUUACAUUAACAGGACCUGCGUGCUGGGGCAGCGGAACGCCGUGUUCCGCGAGCAGCUUGAGACGCUGCAGCGCAUGGAGCAAGCAGCCGGGCUCGAGGAGGCCUUCAACGAACAUAUCAGCGUCAAAAGACAGCGCAUGCAGACAUUCUCAAUAAUACUUGAGGAAAUGAAUGGCAGGACUAAGAGCAAACUUCAUGGACUUCUGGAGCAACUCAAUAAAGAGGCAGAUUCAAUGCUUCUGAGGAACCUGGAGCAUCAGAUCGAGUCCCAGUUCCUGCAGGAUGACAUCAACUCCACAAUAGACAUACAUAAAAAGACCUACUUUAACAUCCUUCACCAGAUCAACUAUAAGUCUGUUCUGAUGCCAAUUUUGUCAAUGGGGGUUUCAGAAAUAGGGUGCUGAGGUGGUGAACAGGAGAGGCUCAUAGCUCAGAGGCAAGUUCCUGCUCUGCAGGGCCAGCUAGACGAGUACAAGAACGCUCUCUGCCAGUUGCAGGCGCAAAAGCAGAGGCUGUGAACGGAGGUAUCAGUGCUGGAGCAAACUAUCAACACGCAGGAGAAUUACGAAGAUGAAAUCCAGCUCAACAAUGUGUAGGUCCAGGCCCUCAGGUUGGAGAUCGAGGAGGCCGAGCAGCUGGCUAUGUACCAGACCUCCUUGGAGAAUGUGCUGGAGCAAUACAAGAGGACUUUCGAAAAUGAAGACAGCAGAUUGAAUUCGGCUAUAAUUGGAACUCCCAUUAGUCUGUUCGCUACCAAUUACAGAUACACUCACAGUCCCACCGUGACCACCAGGCAAGGAAAAGAUAUCACCCAAACCAUCCAGGACAUUGCAAACAUCAAGCCUCUCCAGAAGAAUCUGACCAAGAAAUUGAGCAAAAAGAAGGAGCUCAACUCCAAAGAAAUGACAGACAGUGGACAGGAGGAGCAUAGAGCAGGCGAGUGCAUCCAGGAGGUUAGAAGAGGAGUAGAAGAGGCAGAAGGGGAGGUGAAGCGGGAGGAGUGUGCUCCUCUUUGGAAGGGUAUGGAUGGCGAGGAUGUGCCUGACGGUGCUCAGAUUAGCAAGGCCUUGGACACACUGUGCAACAUCAUCUGUGACUGCAUCCUGGUGCCCAUAGAGCCCAUUGCAGAUUUCUAUACCCAGGGCCGCUUCAUCCUGGUGACGGGUGAAUCUAAUUACCAGGACCCUUGCUUCUUGAUGUCCACACCCUCCGCUGGCCGUGUCAUGGUCACCAUAUGCCAUGACAUGUUUCCCCCAUAUAAGCCUCAUGACCAUCAACCUCCCUCCACUGCUCCCAGCCCCUCACAGGACCCCUGUCCAGCUCCAGAGCCCAGCCAGCCUUCUGACGACAAACACAGUGAAAAGAGCACAGAGGAUGGUGAGCUGCAAUGGGAGCUUCUACCCAUACCCUUGCCAGACUCCAUCCACCCAAACUCCAUGAGCUAAAAGAAGAUGGAGGUCAUAGAGGUGAUGGAGAAGCUUUCACUGGACAAUAAAGUGAAAGGCUAUGUGGAAACAGCUGUGGUGAUCAAGACCAUGAUUGUGAAGACUAGAAAAAAAGCAUGGAAACCAGGACACAUAGGAUUCUCCUGGUCAAUGCCCAAAAAACAAUAAACCAAGAAAAACAAACAAAUAACCCCUACACAUUCAACAUCCCAUGCCUACCUUUUCAU
Messenger RNA from Electrophorus electricus (electric eel), 1817 nucleotides. It is a transcript of the gene bfsp1, whose product is annotated as beaded filament structural protein 1. Lineage: Eukaryota; Metazoa; Chordata; Actinopteri; Gymnotiformes; Gymnotidae. Gene Ontology annotation, molecular function: structural constituent of eye lens. Gene Ontology annotation, biological process: lens fiber cell development. Gene Ontology annotation, cellular component: cytoplasm; intermediate filament. The record is from RefSeq and is a predicted model, not a curated record.